AUGAAUACUUACCAGUUCGUGGAAGCUAUCAUGUGUAGUUACGACACAUCGCAAGGUAGCAAAGAGUGGCUCGAUUCAUUGCACGUGUCAAAAGAAGGCAUUAUCUUAGACAAUAGUGAGAUAAGGAACUGCAACAAAAUGUCGCGGCCUUCGGCGAAAAAAACUAAUCGCUUGGAGAACAAAAGGUUGAACGAACUAAAUAAGAAGGCGUCAAGAGCACAGGGAUACAAGGUUUUGGAAAAACGAUCAAUUUUUUCAGAAGAUGAUGACAGUGAAAAUGAAAGGAAAGAUGAAUUAGACCUGGAAGAGAGUGAUGGAAGAAAUUAUUCUGAGCCGGAUGACAAUGUCGUCAUGACGCACGAGGGCAACGAAAAUGAGAAUAAGAAGGGCGCAGAGCGAAAUUGUAUAUGUUCACAGUUUCCAAAUAUUACCGAAGAAGAUAUACGAAAAUUGCAAAUGAUAUUGGACCUUGCUAAAGCCAUAAACCCAGAAGUCUUAAAAGACCUUGAUAACAUUAAUAAAAAAGCUGGUUUCACCAAAAAUCGAGAGUUUAGGCUUACUUACGAACAAUAUACUGCAGUCAUCACAUCCAAGUGCGCAACUUUGAGAAAUCCAAAAGGCAAAAAAGGAACCAAUAUUUGUAUGGCCAACAGCAAUUCUACGGUUAAAUCUUCCAGGCGAAGUUUGUCGCAAAAAACAAAGUUUCACUCGAAUCAAACUAAUAGUAGCUUCAAGAAUAUGACAGAAGGAAGUAACAGCAGUAAAAGUAAAAAUUAUGAGGAAGAAAUAGUAGUGAGCAGUAGAGAAGACAUUUCGAGUGAUCAAAAUACCGAAAUAGCAGAUGAACAGCAAGGUUCUAGUGUGAAAGAGAAAUCCGAGGUGCGAAAACGAGAAGGCGACAAGAAUAAGCAGUUUAAUCAGAAGAGCAAACCUGGUGAAAAGAGGCAAUAUGAGGGAGAUCAACAAAGUCUACUGAGAAACGAAAAAGCGAAUGAAAGCAAAGAAACUGAUGGAAAUGAAGGGCACGCAAAGGAAAAGCAUCUCAGAAAAAAUCGCGAAUCUGAAGAGCAUCGUAAAAAGAACAGCAAACAUGAGAUCAAGCACCAGCAGGCUGGUAAAUCCUGCCAGAAUGAAGAGAGAAAGCAAGACAAGGAGAGAGUUAGACAUACAAGCGAGAGAAAAGAGCCGUAUGAUAAGGAACGAUACAUGAACGAAAAUUAUCGCAGAAAAAGCAGUGAACCAAUAUUUGAGAAACAGCGAGAUGGUGUAAAUGAGGUGAAUAAAGAAAGAAGGCAAAACAGAGAAAAAAGCCUCGAGAAGGUCGGACAGAAGAGCGAAAGAAAAGAAUCUGAUGGAACGGAACGACAUGAGAAAGAACAACAUGGCAAGAAAGAUACCGAACUGCUAGUUGAGAGUCGAAGAUCUGAUGGAAAAGGGCUGUAUGAGGAAAAGAAGAUAGAUAGAAAAAAAAGUGAAGGGUCAGACGGGAAAAUAGGAGCAAAAGAAUACCGGAAAAAUCGGGAUGAAGUCAAAAGUAAGAGUGAUGAUAAAAAGAAAAGACACGAGGAAGAGCAACAACGUAGAAAGAAAAGCAAAUGCGACCAAAAAGGAGAAAAAUCAGUUGAAAAGGAAUAUCGCGAAGAAGUACGAAGUGACCAGGGCAAACAAGGCACAAGAGAAAGAAAGAAACGUUAA
Molecule: messenger RNA, 1695 nt
Organism: Phymastichus coffea
Lineage: Eukaryota; Metazoa; Arthropoda; Insecta; Hymenoptera; Eulophidae
Product: histone-lysine N-methyltransferase, H3 lysine-79 specific-like
Exons: 8
Coding region: 1-1695 (564 amino acids)
Source: RefSeq, a predicted model, not a curated record